Messenger RNA from Carassius gibelio (silver crucian carp), 1959 nucleotides. RefSeq names its product TGF-beta activated kinase 1/MAP3K7 binding protein 1 (gene tab1). The transcript is spliced from 11 exons. Gene Ontology annotation, molecular function: protein serine/threonine phosphatase activity. Gene Ontology annotation, cellular component: cytosol. Gene Ontology annotation, biological process: protein dephosphorylation. Bases 104 to 1600 code for a protein of 498 amino acids. Lineage: Eukaryota; Metazoa; Chordata; Actinopteri; Cypriniformes; Cyprinidae. The record is from RefSeq and is a predicted model, not a curated record.
UUGCUAUGGUGACCAGGGAAGGACCGAAGCAGACUGGCCUGAGGCUGAGUCGCGCAUGCGCGCAGAUGAGCUCUAGCUCCGACGCCGCUCACUUCCGGUCAAGAUGGCGGCGCAGCGCAGGAGUCUGAUGCAGAGCCAUCAGAGCUGGACGGACGAUCUUCCUCUGUGUCAGCUGUGUGGCGUCGGUUCGGCCCCGAACUGUGUGUACGGCCCAGAUGGGAAAGGGACCCAGAGUCAUCCGAACGAAGACGGACACUUCCGCUUCAGCACUGAGAGCUGCUUCCUCUACGGCGUGUUUAACGGCUACGACGGCAGCCGCGUGGCCAGUUUCGUGUCUCAGUGUCUGACGGCGGAGCUGUUGCUGGGUCAGCUGAGCACCGGUCACACGGACGCAGACGUGCGCAGAAUCCUCUCACAGGCUUUUGAUGUUGUAGAGAAGAGCUACUUCGAGACCAUUGAUGAUGCUCUUGCAGAGAAAGCAAACCUCCAAACACAGCUUCCUGAGGGCGUCUGUUUGUCAGCUCAGACUCAGAAGAUCGCGGAACGGCUGAAGGCUUUAGAGAAGGAGGUUUCAGGAGGAGCCACUGCUAUAGUCGCUCUGAUACUCAAUAAUAAACUCUACAUCGCUAAUGUUGGAACCAACCGGGCUCUUCUCUGUAAGACCACCACUGACGGUCAGAACCAGGUGAUCCAGAUCGGACGAGCGCACACAACCGACAACGAGGACGAGCUGUCCAGACUCGCCCAGCUGGGUCUGGAUCAGGUGCGCUUGAGGCAAACUGGACUGAUCUCAGGUCAGAGCAGCACUCGACGGAUUGGAGAUUAUAAAGUCAAAUUCAACUACACAGACAUUGAUGUCCUCAGUGCAGCGACACAAAAGCCAAUCAUCGCGGAGCCUGAGAUCCACGGCGGCCAAUCACUGGAGGGCGUGACUGGCUUCCUGUUGCUGAUGUCAGAGGGGCUGAUAAAAGCCCUGGAGUCGGCCCACGGACCGGAGCAGGUCAACCAGGAGAUGGUUGCCAUGGUAGCGGCGGAGCUGGCGCAGCAGAGCAGUCUGGAGGCGGCUGCGCAGUCGGUGGUGGAGCGCGUCAAGCGUCUGCAUCAUGAUGUUUACGUGAGCGGCAGACAGAGAGCAUCACACUGCAGCAGACAUGAAGACAUGACUCUUCUGAUCAGAGUCAUUAACUACACCCUCGCAGACGGCUCGCUCACACCCACACAAGGAGGACGGAUCUACCCGGUGUCUGUGCCGUACUCCAACCAUCAGAGCACCAGUAAGACCAGUGUGAUGCUGUCUCUGGUGAUGCCUGCGCAGGGGACGCUGACCAACGGCUCCAACACUGCGUCCACGCUGGAGGGAGACACGCCGACCGCCGGUCAGAGUCCCACAGCGACGCUGCAGUCCAGCACCACACACACGCAGAGCUCCAGCUCCAGCUCUGGAGACGGCAGCUUGUUCCGGCAGAGAGGCAGUCAGGCGGCGCAGCCGGACGAGACGGGACGUGUGCCUCCAUACGUCGACUUCACACAGUUCUACCGGCUCUGGGGCUCCGACCACAGCGAGGGCCAGGGUCUGUCUGGAGAUCUGGGGCCGCAGUGAGGAGCCGCUCCGGCAUCACAUCGGCCCUCUGAUGUCACAGGUGUCUCGCAGGAUAUCAUUCACCUCUGUGAGCCGGCAGCAAUCUGGUUAAACUAGAUUUCUGGACUGUAAUCAUGAAUGGAGCUGGACUGACUGUAUCAAAGGGAAAUCGUCAUCUUAUGAUCACCUGCUGUCCUUGAGUUUUAUAACUCUUCACAUUCAUGUUUCUCUGAGCUUCUUUCUCUGUGCUUCUGUGGAGUUUGACGUCUCUGUAAGAUGAGGUUAAACCUGCUGAGCUGCAUAUAUACGUCUGUCUGUCUCUGUCUCUGUGUGUGUGUGUGUUCUUUGAGUUCUUCCUCUAAUAAACUGCUCUUGUUCCA